Doryrhamphus excisus (bluestripe pipefish) is the source of this 2642-nucleotide messenger RNA. It is a transcript of the gene frk, whose product is annotated as fyn-related Src family tyrosine kinase. Gene Ontology annotation, biological process: protein phosphorylation. Gene Ontology annotation, molecular function: protein binding; protein tyrosine kinase activity; ATP binding. The record is from RefSeq and is a predicted model, not a curated record. NCBI's taxonomy places the organism in Eukaryota, Metazoa, Chordata, Actinopteri, Syngnathiformes, Syngnathidae.
UGUUUGUCAUGCUAGCGACAUUCACCCGGGGUGUGCUCACCGAGGUAGGGUGCCGAUCUUCCGGAAACAUUCGGUAUUGGUUUAUUUAGUCCAAUUGUUGUGUUCAUGAUCACCUGAAGAUCGCACCAUGACUUGCUGUGAUUGACUGAGAAGACCAUGGAUAUCCGAGCGAGGUUUUCGGCGUGCUGGGAGAGAUGUCUGGCUUGUUUUAAAAAACCCAAUCAAACCGAAAGUGGGAAAAAAGAGCAGAAAAAAGAAAACCCUCACAACCCUGACAUCGUCUUGAAAACCCCCAACCCCGCCGAGCGAAAACCCAAAGUGGUGAAACAGCCGGUUAGCGUAGCACAUAAUCGUUUUGUGGCAGUUUAUGACUACUCCGCUCGUACCGGCGAGGACUUGAGCUUCAAAGCCGGCGACAUCUUGGACGUUGCGGAUACAAGUGCAGAAGACUGGUGGUUCGCCAAAGCCAUCACUGGGAUUUCUGCAUCAAAAGAAGGAUACAUCCCCGCUAACUACGUGGCCCCAGUUGCGAGUAUCGACGCAGAACCAUGGUAUUUCCCGGACACCAAAAGGCUGGAUGCAGAGAAGAUGCUGUUAAGUGGAAAGAACCGCAACGGGGCCUUCUUAAUCCGGAACUGUGAAAGCCAGAAAGGGGAACUCUCCCUCUCACUGCUGGAUGAUGGGAGGGUGAAGCAUUAUAAAUUAAGAAGAAAUGAAAUGGGUGACUACUUUGUCACAAGGGCCAAAGUCUUCGAAACGCUGAAGAUGUUAGUGCAACACUACUCCACAAAAGCAGAUGGACUCUGUGUAUGUCUAGGAGAACCAUGCAAAAAGAUUGAGACUCCACAGACUUAUGGCCUGUCCUACAACACCGUGGACCAAUGGGAGAUUGACCGCCGCUCCAUCAAGCUGCUGCAUAAGCUGGGAGCAGGUCAGUUUGGAGAAGUUUAUGAGGGCCUCUGGAACGAAACCACACCAGUCGCUGUGAAGACACUCAAACCCGGUACCAUGGCUACGGCAGACUUCCUCAGAGAGGCUCAGAUCAUGAAGAGACUAAGGCAUGCCAAGUUAAUCCAACUUUACGCCGUGUGCACCAUGGAGGAGCCCAUCUAUAUCAUCACAGAGCUGAUGAAGAACGGCAGCUUGCUUGAAUACCUGCAAAAGGACAAGGGUUCCACACUACAGCUCCCUGACCAGAUUGAGAUGGCUGCCCAGGUGGCAUCAGGCAUGGCUUUCCUGGAGUUGCAGAACUACAUUCACAGAGACCUUGCAGCCAGGAAUGUGCUAGUAGGGGAGAACAACAUCUGCAAAGUGGCAGAUUUUGGCCUUGCCAGGGUGUUUAAGAGUGAGAGUGUAUAUGAGGCAAGAGAAGGUACCAAAUUCCCGGUGAAAUGGACCUCCCCCGAGUCCAUCCACAGCAGCACAUUCACCAUCAAAUCCGACGUCUGGUCGUUUGGUAUUUUGCUUUACGAGAUUAUGACAUUUGGCAAAAUGCCAUACCCGGACAUGACAAACUACCAAGUCGUCCAAAGAGUUCCCCUGGGCUACAGAAUGUCCUGUCCGGCCAACUGCCCCAGAGUCAUGUAUGAUAUCAUGAUGGAAUGCUGGAAGGAGAGCGAACACGAUCGGCCGACAUUUGAGACCUUGCAAUGGAAGCUGGAGGAGUUCUUUGAGCUGAACGCGACCUCUUAUGACGAUGCUUCCCGCGAUUAGUACCCACAGAGAACGAGAGACCCAAUCUGUAUUGGAAUGAAGUCAAAAUCACUUGAAUCCGUAAGUGUACUCGGUAUGUAUUUCGAAAUUCUCCCAUCAAAUUCAGUGGCACCCUGUGAGCUUCUGCUCCAGUCUACCGUAAAGGACUCCAGUGCUGCCGAAAGACUAUCUCGCCAUCUCGAUAAACCGGUUCUUCUUGCUAUUCUUCCUCGUGCACAUUCUUUCCACUGUCGACAAAAGACAUGAGUGAGUGAUUCAUGCUAACAACACCUUACCUCAACUAACAGAUUGCUUCAGUAGUGAGUAAUGUGAGACUAUUCCGGGCGUGUAAUGUUUUACAGCCUGCGUGCACUUUUAGUAUGGAAAGCAUGGUCCUUGUUCAUGGCAGCUUCGAUGGCUUCUAUGGCGUUGGUCUGUGUAUCAGCACAAGCCUUCUUUCUGUACUUCUCAGCUUCAUUAUCCAGCAUGGCUCUUCCGUCAUUGCACUCGCUUGCUUGUUUUGCUGAUUUGCAGAUACAAGUAAGCUACAUCACUUUGACUAAUUGUGUAUAAUUAACCAUAUAACCGCAAGAUGUGGUGAUUUUGUACAUUUUAAUAUAUUCAAGUCAAAUCAGUGUUUAGAUAACCUUACUAAAUUGUAUUUUUUAUUGUGUUAAAUUAAACAAUGAAGUGAACGCAUAAAGAAUGAUGUAGUUUUUUGAUGUUUUGGUUCAGGUUCAUGGCUGGUGAGGCACUGCCGACUUUGGAGUUUUUCAUACAGUACAGGUUGCUUGUUUAGAUAUUCCAUUUAUAAUACAGUUCAAUGGACAAAUAUUUUUUGUUUCAUUUUUUCAUCAUGACCAGCCUCCCCCGACUGCUGACGAUCAAGAAAUCUGGUAAAAUAUUUCACUUUGUAUGCACUGAAUCUACACAAUAUAAGAACUUACCAU